This is a messenger RNA of Elgaria multicarinata webbii, 957 nucleotides long. RefSeq names its product olfactory receptor 11A1-like. Lineage: Eukaryota; Metazoa; Chordata; Lepidosauria; Squamata; Anguidae. Gene Ontology annotation, molecular function: G protein-coupled receptor activity; olfactory receptor activity; odorant binding. Bases 1 to 957 code for a protein of 318 amino acids. Gene Ontology annotation, cellular component: membrane. Gene Ontology annotation, biological process: G protein-coupled receptor signaling pathway. The record is from RefSeq and is a predicted model, not a curated record. The transcript has a single exon.
AUGAAGGAACUGGAGAUGAGGAAUGAAACCAUUAUCACAGAAUUCGUCCUUCAUGGCUUUGGAGACCUCCAGCAGCUUCAGAUUCUCCUCUUUGUGGUGUUUCUAACGAUCUAUAUCUUGACCAUUGCUGGGAACCUUCUCAUUGUGCUACUGGUUGUGACUGAUCAGCACCUACAUACUCCAAUGUAUUUCUUCCUUGGGAAUCUAUCCUGCUUGGAGACCUGCUACAGUUCAACCAUCCUCCCUAGAAUACUAGCUGGAUUAUUAAGUGAAACCCCAAGUGUUUCCGUUCAAGGCUGCAUUGCACAGUUAUGGGCCUUUGUUUUCUUAGCGGUAAAAGAAUGCUAUCUCCUGGCAGCAAUGUCUUACGAUCGUUACUUAGCAAUAUGUAGGCCCCUGCAUUACUCCACAGUGAUGAAUUUCAAGGUUUGCCUCAAUCUGGUGGCUGGAUCUUGGAUUGGUAGUUUUGUGAUUGACACCAUAUUGUUAAUAUUUAUAUUGCAAUUAACUUUCUGUGGCCACAAUGUCAUUGAGCACUUCUUCUGUGAUUUCAUUCCAAUGAUGAACCUGGCCUGCAGUGAUGCACGUCAGGUAAAACUCGUAUCAGCAAUUCUAACAUCUAUCUCCACUCUGUCACCAUUCAUUUUAACCAUAGCAUCAUAUGGAUUCAUCAUUACUGCCAUUCUUGGAAUCCCGUCUACCAGGGGAAGGCAAAAAGCCUUCUCUACCUGCUCUUCUCACCUCACUGUGGUGACUAUUUUCUAUGGCAGCCUCACCAUUGUCUACCUCUUGCAAGACAACAAUGAGCUGAGAGUGCUGAACAAAGUCUUCUCUGUGUUUUACACCAUCCUAACACCUCUAGUCAAUCCACUCAUAUACAGCCUAAGGAACAAAGAAGUGAGAGAGGCCCUGAGAAGAGUAGCCAGCAAAUGUUCAAUGUGCAAAAGAAUUCACUGA